AUGGCAGCUGGACAGUUUACUAAUACGCAUGUUUGUUCUUAUGCCCAGGGCCAGCUAACUGCCACGCUGCUAACCUCAGUGGUGGCAGCGGUGUUUGGCUCACUGCAGAUUGGAUAUCACACUGGCAAUUUAAACUCCCCAGCAAGAAUCAUCGAGGAAUUCUUUAAUGUGACAUGGAAAUCCAGGAACAACGAGGCCAUGCCAGACCACACUCUCACAUUACUGUGGUCUCUGUCAGUCAGCAUCAAGGAUUUUGGAGCCCUGCUGGGGUCACUGGGGGUCAAAAGCCUUGCGAGUUCAUAUGGAAGGAGGAACCCUAUUCUUAUUGGCAAUGCUUUGUCUAUAGUGGGGGUCAGUCUGAUGUUCCUCUGCAAGGCAGCUAAGUCUUUUGAACUUUUCAUUCUAGGCCGCUUUAUUUUUGGCCUGUUUUGUGGACUGACGAUGUGUUUAAACCCGGUAUACAUCCAAGAAAUUUCCCCAAUUAACCUUCGUGGUGCCUUUGCAUCCCUCAAUCAAGUUUCUUUUGCUUCUGGCAUUUUACUGGGAAUGAUAGUGGGCUUGGAGACAGUGUUGGGGACAGAGAACUACUGGACAUUUAUGCUGUCCCUCUCCCUUAUACCUGCAAUCCUUCAAUAUAUGAUCCUACCUUUCUGCCCUGAGAGCCCACGAUACCUUUUUAUCAACUGUGGCAAAGAGAAGGAGGCAAAAGCUGCCUUAAGUAGGCUGAGACGAAACCCUGACAAGAUCACUGAGGAACUGAAGGAAAUGACGGAGGAAGCGUCCCACAUAGAAGCAAGACUAAGAGUCAAAGAAUUCUUUACAAAACAAUGCUACAGACAGCCGAUGAUCCUUAUCCUAAUGACAAGCCUGGGGAGCCAGUUAUCUGGAUUUAAUGCGGUAAUUAAUUAUUCAACUAAAAUAUUCACCAAGGCAAAAUUUAAUGAAGCUGAAUACCUGACGCUGGGCGUAGGAGUCAUCAAUGUAGCAUUCACCAUAGUGGCUGUCUUUCUGGUGGAGAGGGCUGGGCGUAGGAAGCUGCUCCUUACUGGCUUCAUGUCAUUAGCUAUAUGUAAUUUACUCAUGACCCUCACAGAUUCCAUGCUGAAUAUAGUGCCAGAGAGCCGUGGUUUUCAGGUUCUGGUGAUGUUCCUCCUGAUCUCAGCCUAUGAGUUGGGACCUGGGCCAAUUUCUUGGUUUAUUGCUGCUGAGCUUGUCGACCAGUCGGCCCGACCCAUCGCCAUGGCUUUCGUCAGCUUAAUUAACUGGGGUGGAAAAUUUCUUCUUGCGCUUCUUUUUCCGGAAUUAUGGAAACUGUGUGGCGCCUAUGUCUAUCUGAUCUUUAUGUUAAUGGCCUUGGUGGCAUUUACUUACACAAUGAUUCGCCUCCCAGAAACCAAGGGCCGUACUUUCGAUGACAUUGCUGCAGAAUUUCGGGGGGCUGAGAAGAUCCUCAUGCAUGACAAGACAAGUUUUAAUACAUUUUCCUGA
Molecule: messenger RNA, 1488 nt
Organism: Trichomycterus rosablanca
Lineage: Eukaryota; Metazoa; Chordata; Actinopteri; Siluriformes; Trichomycteridae
Gene: slc2a1c
Product: solute carrier family 2, facilitated glucose transporter member 1
Exons: 10
Coding region: 1-1488 (495 amino acids)
Biological process (GO): dehydroascorbic acid transport; response to insulin
Cellular component (GO): apical plasma membrane; plasma membrane; basolateral plasma membrane
Molecular function (GO): D-glucose transmembrane transporter activity
Source: RefSeq, a predicted model, not a curated record